CCGCCUUUUUAUUGUUAGGUGGUCAUUAGUGAUUACUUAUUUACUUAUUAGCGGGUUGAAUAGUAAUAACUAAUAAGUUAAAUGGUGGAAAUGGUCGAUGGCUGAGUACUGAAUUCUGAAUUCUGGGAUCAGUUUGUUGCGUUGCCGCGUUGGCAUAAAUACACACGUCGUUAAGUUUCUGAAUACGAUUUCAUCACGACGAAACAGAAAUUCAAAGAUCGAUUCGUGCCGGGUAAGCAAACUGUUAACUUGACGACUUUAAUAUCCUGUUCAGGGAUGGAGGACUCACGAGAAUCGACCUUAAACAAAAAGGACGUGAUUGAUGGUACAAGUUCAUCAAGUUACUUGGAGAGCUGUAAAGACUUAGGUGUUAAUAGUUUGGAAAACUUCAGAGGCUCCAAACGCAGUCGUUACUUGUAUCCUGAUACCAAGAUAUGGCCUAUGGGUUAUGGCUUGAAUACUUAUGUGUAUAAACGUAAGCAAAAAAAGUGUCUAAUGAAUAAUGACAAUUUUGAUACAUUACCAGAAGAAAUAGUAUUAAAGAUAUUUAAAAUGAUGGACAAGCGUACUUUACUAAAAUGUGCACUUGUAUGCCAUCAAUGGCGACGUAUUGCAUAUGAUGAAACUUUAUGGCAAUAUUUAAACAUACCGUCUCGCCGUAUGAGUGUCGAGACUUUAGAUAAUAUUCUUGCCCGUAAUAUCAAAUACUUUUCUGCUUCUCAUUCAAAUUUUUAUAUUUUUGGAAACCAGGGUUUAUGUAAAACACCAUUCCCCAAGUUGCAAUACUUAGAUUUGAGUUUUGUAUUUAUGCAUUAUACUAUGCUACGUUCAUUAUUAAGGCAAUGUUCUAAUUUGAUAAAACUGAGUUUGGAAAACUGUACAGUAGAUUUUUUAUGUUGCCAGUACAUUGGACACAAUACCAAUUUAAAAGUACUUAACUUAGCUUCAACAGUUGGUCUUGACCGCAAUAGCUUGGAAUGUAUAAUGUCUCUCCAAAAUUUGGAAGAAUUGAAUGUGUCUUGGGCUAAAUUGGAAGAUGACAAUUUACAUUAUCUGAUGGCAAAUAUGAUCCCAAAUAUAAAAUGCCUUAAUAUUAGUGGAUUUUUGAAACAGUUAGCAGAUUUUGAUUUGUCAAGGUUGAGUAGCCGUUGUACGAAACUAAUUGAAUUGGAUAUUAGUGAUAGCCUUGCUAUUACUGCAAGUAGUGUGGACAAAAUAUUAGAGAAAAACCAUGAAUUAAAAGUGUUGUCCAUUAAUCGAUGUUACAAUAUUGAUACUCCUAGACUGUUAAAUCUAACUGAGCUUUCAAGAAGAAGAAGAAAUUCUAUUAUGAGUUUGAGGGAGGUGAAUUUUAUUGGCAUAGCAGCCAGGCGAAUAUUAGAGGAUAUAGCUAAUAACACAGAUUUGGUUUUGAAAAUAAAUAGUAGCAAGUUUUCUGGUAUUGGCCGUCCAAAACUGGCUCAGAAUAAACAUACCAUUUGGGAAAUUCCUGCUUUCAUAGACUGCUAAUACUUACUCUAUAAGGUUUGACUAAUGUUCCAUUGCCAAUAUACUGUGAUUUAAGUUAUAGACCAUUAGAAUAGUUUUAUGAACUUUUAAAAUUCUAUUUUUUUUUAAUUUCAAUAAUCUUGAAAAAUUAACUAUUAUUUAUUUAUUUUUAAUUGUAUUAAACUAUUACUUUUAUUGAAUAAUUUUGGUAAAAAUGUUUGUCUUCUAAUUUUUAAAUUUAAUAUUUAAAACAUAAAAUAUUAUACAUUUUGACUGAUUAAGUUUUUUUUUAAAAAUAUUUUAGUUGAUAAAAAAAAUAUUUUAUUAUAAACGCAUUUAAUUUAUGACAAUGUUAUAAAAAAUAAAACAAAUUUAAUAUACUAUGUUAAAAUGAUUAUUGUACUAUGUGUUCACUAAAUGUACUAUAUUCAUUUAUGCAAAUUCAAAAUUUAAGAAUGUAUUUUCAUUGAUUUGUUUUUAUUUUAUUGUUAAAAUAUAUUUUUACGAUUCCAUUAAUGUAAAUAAAAGAAUGGAAAA
Molecule: messenger RNA, 2025 nt
Organism: Metopolophium dirhodum (rose-grain aphid)
Lineage: Eukaryota; Metazoa; Arthropoda; Insecta; Hemiptera; Aphididae
Product: S-phase kinase-associated protein 2-like
Exons: 9
Coding region: 277-1509 (410 amino acids)
Biological process (GO): SCF-dependent proteasomal ubiquitin-dependent protein catabolic process
Cellular component (GO): SCF ubiquitin ligase complex
Molecular function (GO): protein binding
Source: RefSeq, a predicted model, not a curated record